AACUAAGAAAUGUUUCGUUAAUUUUAAAAAACGCGAUGCACAUUGAAAGCCAAUAUAAAACGUGUUGUUUGUUUUACUGGUAUGAUUCUAUGGAAUGAAACUCUUUUAAAUGCUCCUAUUUUUUAUGUUUUAUUCUAAUUAUUUUGUUCAUACACUGGUGCCUAUCGUGUUCGUCGUCAAUGCAUUUGUUGGUAUUACAAUCGUUUUCUGGUAUUAAUUACGAAUUGUAUGUAUGUACUUUAAGAUGUAGCAACGUCUAAAAAUUUGACAUACGUUUUAGAUACGAGCCUGAACUUCCGCGGUAAUUAUGUAUACCGUUUGACAAGUUUUCCGCGGUAUCGACAUGGAGUGUUUUUUACCAAUUAAAUAACUGGUAAAAAAUAAUGAUAGUGUUACCUGCUAUGACAUUUUCAUCGACCCAAACGCCAAGGAAUCAAGUAAAUAGAUGAAAAUGUGUUGGCUUGAGUUUUAAAGAAACCAACAGUAUGGAGGAUCUAAAAUUUAAAUUCUUUGGUCUUAUCAAUAAACAGAAUGUAGCCAAGGUUCCGCUUAUGGGAUUACAUUCUGACCUACUCAAUCCCCCGGAGUCACAGAAAUUAGAUGAUAUACACUUGGAAGCCGAUCAAUCGACAGAAAGUGAACCCAUUCCUGAUGAAGAAAUAUUGGAAUCUAUAGAAGAAAUUUAUUUUAAUGAAAAUCAUAAUUUUGAUUCUUGUAGACAUGAAUUAGAAAAAUUACCAAAAGUAUUGCAAUCCAAAGAGAUAGAGAAGAGUUAUAAGAAACUUAAACAGCAACAUCAGGUUGUAUCGAAGAAAGUUUUACAGCUCAUUUUAAAGAAACAGAAUACUUGUAAGAAAGAGUUUGACAAAAUUUUAUUGAUACAAGAACAAUUACAAGAUGUGUUGGAGAUCUGUAAAAUGGGAAGAGCAGACUUACAAUUAGCAGAGAAACAAUUUACAACAGCUAGCUUAGGAAUACUAGCAAAUUAUCAAAAACGACAAAUUGUGGAAGAACUAUUAAAUAAUUUAAAUACUAUAAAAACAUUACAACGUACAGGAGAUCGACUACAGGAACUUUUAGAUGAGAAGAAUUAUCCUAGGGCAAUAUCGUUGCUUCUAGAAUGCCAGAGCGCUGCCCAAACGUAUAAACAUUUUCACUGUAUCGCUGCUUUACAUGGAAAAUUACAAGAUAUAUUAGAACAAGCAGAAGAAGCAUUGGAUGUUACACUUUCAAAAAUCUGCAUGCAAUUCGAUGUAGAAAUAUAUACGUCUGUUCAAGAAGCUUAUGCUUUAUUAGGAAAAACUCAGUCCGCAAUGGACCAGCUACAUAUGCAUUUUACAGCUGCGAUUCACAAUACCGCUUUUGCGACUGUUCAUUCGUAUGCGGGCGGAGACACAAAGAAGCAAUAUAAACAACUUUGCCAAUCAGUACCUCGUGAAAAAUGUAUAAUUUGUUUAACAGAACUAUGUAAAUCACUGUGGACAAUAUUGAGCUCCUACUAUUUGGUAGUAAAUUGGCAUAAUAAGCAACAGAGUAAGGUCAAGUUCGAUCCUGAUGUUACAGAUUUAGAGGAAACUUUUAGUAAAGAAUAUGUGAAAUGUAAAUUAGGAACCAGUAUGAUUCGCAUAUGGCACGACGUUGAAAUGAAAAUAUCAAUAUUUUUAAUGAAUGCUGACUUAACUUACAUUAAAUUUGAACAAUUUGUUCGAGUUCUAGGCAUAGUUAAUAGAUUAAUGGAAAUUGGAGAAGAGUUAUGUGGCUUUAAGUCCGAAAAUUUACAAGAAUCUAUAAGAAAACAAUCGUUAUCAUACUUUUCUCACUACCAUGCGUCAAGACUAGACGAACUUAUAAUGUUUUUAGAAAACGAUGGAUGGGAAUUGUGUCCUGUUAAGUCAAACUUUGUGACAACACAAUUACAGGAAUUCAAAAGUUUAAAACCGGCGCUGAAUAUUUGUAAAGUAUGGAACAAUUUAGAUAACUCUGCUGUUAAUGAGAACGAUAAUUUAUUAGGCAUAGAAAGGGUGCAAAAAUUUUUGGAAGGAGGCGUGUCUCCGUUUUCUAUAGGUCUGGAUGAUACUAUGGAUGAAGAUAUUUUAUUAAACAAUGAGGAAAAUCCACCUGCGUACUUUUCUGAUGAAUCCGAUGAUGACAUCCCAGAUGAAUUGAAGCACGAAUAUGUCGACGAUUCAGAUUACGUUAAGAUAAAUAAGAGAAGAUGUAAAUUGAAACAAUUGGGACCUAUGAUUACGAAUACUACUCUAAAUAUAUUACGUGUUUGCGUAAAAUAUUUACAAAUGUCUAGGCUCCUACGUUCAAUUGCAGUUACCGUUAUACAGAGUAUGAUACAAUUUUAUGAGCUGUGCUUCUACACGGUACAUUUGUUUUUCGCUUCGGACCUUGUGAUAAGUGCCGAUUCGUUGUAUACUCCUAAAUUAAAAUCAUCAUUGGCAAGAAUUAAAGAAGAUUUAAUCAUUUGCGAGAACAAUACCGACGAUAACGUUAAAAUGAAUUCCCACAAAGUACGACAACUGCAGCUCUCUUCCAUCGUAAAUUUGACACAACCAGAGAAAUUAUACGGUUUGACCGAGCGUAUAGUAGCAGUGGAAUCUUUAAUAUUUCUAGGGCAACAGUACGAAGAUUUGAAACCAUAUUUAGAACAUCUUAUACCAUCUAGCCCACAACGUGGAUUCCUUCAUCGAUUUUAUAUGCAAACGAUAGCAUCGAUGACGGACUUGAGAAAACCUGUUUACAUGGCGGUAGUAUCGCAAGCGCUCGAUAUGACAAACAUUUUAAAUUUAAUGAAUAAAGUUAAUUGGGAGGUGGCAGGUGUAAUGUCUCAACACAGCGGUUAUAUUGACGAAUUACUUCAGGAAAUAUCCGUUCUAAACGAAAGGCUAAAGAAUAUUGGAAGUUGUAUUCCUUUGUCGAAUGAUGUUUAUAAUGCCGUUUGGGAAAACGUUGCCCACCUUAUAACCCACACUUUGGUAGAAGGUUUUUCUAGCGCCAAAAAGUGUUCAAACGGAGGAAGAGGAUUGAUGAUACUCGACUUCACGCAACUGAAAUCAAAGUUCGAGACUUUAACAUCUUUGAGACCAAUGCCGCACCGAGAAUACGUUGAGUUGUACAUUACAGCUUAUUAUCUUCCAGAAGAAACUUUAGAACAGUGGAUAAAAGAGCAUAAGGAAUAUUCUGGCAAGCAUUUAAUCGGAUUAAUUUGUUCGGCUUGUCAAAAAAAUAAGAAAACUCAGCAACGAUUAAUAGGUUUAGUAGAAGAACAACGACCCGGUAGAUAGCAUCAAGCUAUACAUUAUAAUAUAUAUCAAGAUUAUGUCGAAAUAGGAAUUGUCUGAAAGAUGAAUUCUUACAAAGGAAGUACUCAAUCCAUAGAUACGAGCCCUUCUCUUUAUUUCUUUUUCAUUUUCCUUUUGAAAUCAGAUCUGAUACUUAAAUUGAAAUUACUAGGAUGUUUUUAUGUUCGAUGUAAAAUAAAGUUUAUAUGCGAUUUCUAAAAGAAACUAUUCCGUGUAAAUAGUCGAGGAUAGUCGAAGAUAGUCGAGGAACAUAUUCUAUUGUAACGCGAAAAGCUGAGUCAAGCCAGCAUUUUUCCAAUUUUCAUGAGAAUUACUUUCUUGCAGUACUCGAAACCUGGGUCCACUGACAAUGACCUAUAAUAGAUCUGAUGAAAAUGAGUUCGUAAAAUUUAAGAAAAAUGUGAUACGAACACAAAUUUGAGAUUCUGAUAUUACAAAAAUAUGUAGUGUUAAAUAUCUUAAGUAAUGUCAGUAACAGAACGAAACUCAUAUCGGAAUGUAUAACUAUAAUUGGAUUCUUACGAUACUAUUAUAUUAUAUAUAAACAAAUUCAUACAAUCAUGUAUUUUUCACUCUGUAUAAUAGAAGAGGUAUACAAUUUAUCACAGUAUUAACAUGACUUUUGAGUAAAAUAUAUAAGCACCUUUAAAUUGGAAA
Messenger RNA from Megalopta genalis, 3968 nucleotides. The record is from RefSeq and is a predicted model, not a curated record. NCBI's taxonomy places the organism in Eukaryota, Metazoa, Arthropoda, Insecta, Hymenoptera, Halictidae.